Talaromyces proteolyticus is the source of this 2140-nucleotide messenger RNA. Its product is annotated as C6 zinc finger domain protein. Gene Ontology annotation, molecular function: zinc ion binding; DNA-binding transcription factor activity, RNA polymerase II-specific. The transcript has a single exon. Bases 35 to 1726 code for a protein of 563 amino acids. NCBI's taxonomy places the organism in Eukaryota, Fungi, Ascomycota, Eurotiomycetes, Eurotiales, Trichocomaceae. Gene Ontology annotation, biological process: regulation of DNA-templated transcription. The record is from RefSeq and is a predicted model, not a curated record.
GUGAAGUAUCCCUUUUGGCAUCGCCGCUAUCGCCAUGGUUAACCGCGGACGCUCCAAAGGGUGCGUUACGUGCAAACAACGACGCGUCAAAUGUGACCAAGCGAAACCCAAAUGCCGGACAUGCCAUCGUCUAGGACUUCAAUGUGAGGGCUACCAGACAAGAUAUAGCAACCUAAAGUUCAAAGACCAGAAUUACAAGUUUUGCAACGAAAGCACUAGCUCCAGAGCCACUCGCGACAAGAAUCAGGUGUCUAGUCCACGAGCGUUAGCCGAACCAGACACCUCAGUGUCUUUCUUUCUUCAGUACUACGCCGGCAUGGGCCGGAGUUUGGGGUCCGCCCGCGGGUUUUUCGAGGUCCUCAUCCCAGUGUAUUGUUCUCAGACACAAGAUUCGCCUCUCAUAUUGGCUGUGUCAGCCGUAGCUUCUAAAAUACUGUCUCUAUGGCGACAUGAUCGCUGCCAGGAUUCACGAGAGAAAUAUACUCAGGCCGUCAAAUGUCUUCGGAGUACGUUAAAGGAUCACAAUGAAUGGGAGAAGCCGGCAACUAUAUCAGCUGUGUUGUCACUGCAGUUAUAUGAGAACAUUGCCACUAUCUUCGGCCUUCACUCUGGAACAUCCAUACACCACAAUGGCGCAUUGUCUUUGCUCCCAUUUGCAAGUUCUGAUAAAGCCGACUGCGUUACCCACAUUCUUCUUCGGAGGUUUAUUCUUCAUUCCGAGAUUUGCUCUGCGAUGCGCCAAGAAAGGCCAUUGCAAGAUACUGCAUACUCCUGGGUCAAGGGCAAGGAUUUGAUAGUAUCCGCAGAUAACCCAAGCUCUAGACUUGAUGCCAUAGGGGCUACUGUUGCCGAGUUACAAGCUAGUUAUAUGCAGUCCGCAACACGGCACGGUUCUAUCACUUCUUCGCAGAAAGCUCCAAGAGAUUGGCGGAUCGAGGCAAAACGCCUAGACGACCGAUUACUGGCCUGGUCAAGAAAGGUUCCAGACCAUUGGCAGCCGCUGAAGCUCAGAAGUGGACAGGACGUCGAUUCUUCAAUCCCAACCUAUCGAUCCCUUUGCGAGGUCUAUCCUACGUGCCAGAUUGGAACGAUUUGGAACCUAUGGCGCGUUCAACGUCUCUUGCUUCUUAGGAUCAUCCUCAGCUCAUAUGCAAUUCCAGAUCCAUGGAAAUUCGAUGAUCGAGCCGAUGAAGUAUCUGCUAGUGAUGAACAUCUGGGAGAGUAUGUUCAUACUCUCCAGGAACUAGUGGAUUCUGUGUGCCACAGCGUACCCUUUUAUCUCGGUAAUCGAUCCAAUCCUCUCAAUCUUGCCGACUUUGGCGACACAGGAAUAUUACUUCCAAGCUCUCACUCCCUAGCCGUUGAGGAUGAAGGAGUCUUUGACAUGCAAGGUAAGAAGGGCCAAACAUCAAGAGAAGAUUACAGACGCCACAUCAUUGCUCAAGGGCCAUGGCAUAUUAUGAGCCCGCUGAGUCGCUUGUUGACGCUCUUCUCAGAAGGCCAUGGUCAGUAUUUGGCGAGCUUUCUCAGGCCGGGACAACAUGAGUGGAUCCGCGAACAAUUCUUGCGUGUCACCCUUUUGCUUCGGAUUCCACUACCAGGGACUAGUGGCAUAAAGAGAUUAUAUACCUUUGCAAAAUCGCCCGGCCAAGAACCCACAGAUUCAGAAAUCGAGUAUCUGGCGAAGGAAGUCCGAAAAGGUGCAAUAUUUAUGAGUGGACCUUAGACUCGAUAAGACCACUAGAACCCAACUUUUAUAUGCUCUAUUUGCUUUACUUGGUAUCUUCUCUCGCUAUAAUCCGAUGUCCGGGUUGACGAAGACAGAAUCACAUCCUGCAUUUCUUCUCCGCUCAAUCCCUCUCUGUAGAUGAUUAAGCCAUUUGAUAAUACUCUUGUCGGCCUCAAGCAUCCAGCUAAUCGACCAACUUUUUCAUAUGGUGUUCAUGCUGAUCUGACAAUCGAGGCCUUAAGCUUGAGAUGGACCUUUCAAUAUUCAUCAUUUUGGUGUCUUGUUAUCGAGAAGACUAAGCUUAUAGAAUUAUAUUACAGACAAGAAUUGAAGCUUUUGUGUGUAAGCAGAUGUAUCAAAAAUUAUGGAGGUGCAGGAUGCAAACAAUACAAACAUAAAAAUAACAUUCAG